This is a messenger RNA of Daktulosphaira vitifoliae (grape phylloxera), 534 nucleotides long. RefSeq lists its product as uncharacterized. The transcript has a single exon. Gene Ontology annotation, molecular function: nucleic acid binding. The record is from RefSeq and is a predicted model, not a curated record. The coding region runs from base 1 to 534 and encodes 177 amino acids. Lineage: Eukaryota; Metazoa; Arthropoda; Insecta; Hemiptera; Phylloxeridae.
AUGUCCAUUGUAUUUAACGACAGACAGNCGUCUACUGUAUUUAACGACAGAUAUUCUGCAGUGAAGGCAUUCGUAAUCGAACGUUUUAACCGUACGCUUAAAGAACGCAUGUGGAAAAAAUUUACAGCUUCGAGAUCUUAUCAAUGGUUGAGUAUAUUACAAAAAAUAACAAAUGAUUAUAACAAUGCUAUUCAUUCGGCAAUUCGUCAAAGACCAGCGCAAGCAUCCAAACAACCCGAUAGCGUACGAUUUUAUCGUUUACCGAAUUAUUCUAACAUUACACGAAAAAUAUUAAAUAUUGUUGACGCAGUACGUAUAAGUAAAAAUAAAGCCGCUUUCGUCAAAGGAUAUACACAGAAUUGGUCUAAUGAAAUAUUUUUCAUAGAUAAAAUAAAACAAACAGUGCCCGUUGUAUAUGUGCUGAAAGAUGAAGNACCCGUUGUAUAUGUGCUGAAAGAUAAAGACGGUACGCAAAUUAACGGAACGUUCUACCGGGAGGAGUUGAAAAAACAAAUUUUCCAAAUACGUUUCUGA